UGAAGGAAAAUUGUUAUGUGAGAUGAGCCUAAUAUUUUUGAGUCUGUGUGUGUGUGUGUGUUUUAGAGUCCAUGGAGUUGUGUUUGGAUGCUGACUCUCCUAUGACCACAGCUGUUGUUCCCUGCACGCCAGAAUUUUACCAGUCCCAUAGAUCACAGGCAUACUCGAUGCGCUCCUCCCCGCGAGGGCUGGCUCUGGUGCUGAGUAACGUGAGGUUUGACUCAAACACUGAUUUAGGCGUCCGAAGGGGAGGAGAAGUGGAUGAGGAGACACUGAGGAGACUCUUUAUGGAGCUGGAUUUCACAGUCAGCCUACACAAAGACCUAACGGCGGAUACAAUGUGCAGGUAUCUAGAACAGUUUGCCCAGCAGAAGGAGCAUGCAGAGUAUGACUGCACUGUUGUGUGUUUACUGUCACAUGGAGUGGAGGGAUCUGUCUACGGCACUGAUGGACAGCUGCUGGAGUUGGACUGGGUGUUCAAGAUUUUUGAUAACGCCCACUGCCCUCCACUCCAGAAUAAGCCAAAGAUGUUCUUCAUUCAGGCUUGUCGAGGAGAGGAAAUGGACAACGGCGUGGACCAGUUGGAUGGGCAGGAACAGACUCAGUCUCCAGGCUGUGAACAGAGGGAUGCUGGCAGAGAGGGGGAGAGAGACGAUGAAGAGAAAGAGGAGAUAGACAGAGAGAGACUGAGAGUCAAACUGCCCCAGAGAUCCGACAUGAUCUGCGGCUUUGCUACCCUCAAAGGUUUCAGCACUGCUGCAAUGAGAAACACCAAGAAAGGGUCCUGGUUCAUUCAGGAACUGAACACCACAAUCAGACAGAGAGCCAGCGACACACACCUGGCAGACAUACUUGUGCAGGUGAACAAUCAAAUUAAAAGCAGAGAGGGAUACGCACCUGGUUCAGCCCAUCAUCGCUGUAAAGAGAUGUCAGAGUUCACCAGUUCCCUCUGUAAAGACCUCUACCUCUUCCCUAAGUACUACCCCAACAACUAGACACACGCACACAUACAAACACACAUUCCCCAGGCAUGAAGCACAUGCAGAACACACUGCCCUAGGAACUGAUUUUGAUGCAGUAGCAGGAGCUCAGCGCUCGUGUGUGUGUGUGUACAUCCAUCACCUGCUGCAAGCUCAGCACACAACACACAGAGUCAUGUAAUUCUACUUAUACCCGUUAAGAUGUGUCAUCUGUUUCACAUUCCCUAGCACAAUGACAGGUUCAUAGGAUGUGUGUUAUGUACAGUGGAUUUGCCAAGAUGGAUCAGAUUUUUUUUUUUAUCUUCUUGGGUGCACUUAGAAAAUGCAUGAUCAAAAGCAUUCUCCAUUUAUUCCUAUUUUUUUCACCAUUGAAAUAUGCUAAGGAAAGGGUAACGAUGCCAUUUGUGAGUAUAUGUGAAAAAAUCCAUUUGUUUUCCUGAUUUAUAGGGGGAAAUGGGGGUUAAAAA
This is a messenger RNA of Carassius carassius (crucian carp), 1447 nucleotides long. RefSeq names its product caspase-2-like. The record is from RefSeq and is a predicted model, not a curated record. Bases 72 to 995 code for a protein of 307 amino acids. The transcript has 7 exons. Gene Ontology annotation, biological process: proteolysis. Gene Ontology annotation, molecular function: cysteine-type endopeptidase activity. Lineage: Eukaryota; Metazoa; Chordata; Actinopteri; Cypriniformes; Cyprinidae.